GGCGUCGCGGUCCGAGUGGGCUGGCUCGCCUGCAAGCGGCCAUGACCGGCCGAGGCACCCCGAGCCGCUUCUUGGCUAGCGUCUUGCGGAACGGCCUGGGCCGCUACGUGUGCCAGCUGCAGCGCCUCACCUUGACUGUCAGCCGGGAAGCGCAGAGCUCGCGGGGGCUCAGAGAAUACAUUGAAGAAAAGGUGGUGGACUUUGCCAGGCAAAACCCUGGGAUUGUGGUCUAUGUCGCCCCAAAGAGGUGUAGGGUCCCUACAGUGGUUGCAGAAUACUUGAAUGGAACUGUGAAGGAACAGACUUUAACAAGCAAGACAGCAGAAGAGAUUGCAGAAGUCAUCUAUAAGCUGACCAACCAAUCUGGCCUAGACAUCAUCCGUAUCCGAAAGCCUUUCCACACAGAUAAUCCCAGUAUUCAAGGCCAGUGGCAUCCUUUCACAAAUAAGCCCAGUUCACUCAAUGUGAAAGCUGUGGGCCAGAAGUGUCCCAUGUCUGCAGAAAAAUAGAUCUAUACUGUUGCAAAAAGCCUGUGCUUUUUGUGUGUGGGGCUCUGGUGGAGGUUCUGGUUCCUUAACUACAAGGAAGAUAAAUGGGCAGUGAAAAGACUGGACUAGCUUUCUGUGUCUGAACUAGCAGCUGAUGCUGGCAUGCUACAGUUCUGCCACCUGGUUGUAUUUAUCAGUUAAGUCACAGAGUAGUCUUAAUUUUGAGCAGGGCCAGGACCUGGGUGAAACUAGUUCUUCUCUCAAAAGUGUGUUGGUAUGACUGAUUGGUGGGAGCUACAGCUACUGUCUGUGCUGGUAGUUUUGCCCAACUAUAUUUUGUGAUUUUGGGCUAAUGUUAUUCUUACUGAAAUUGGAAAUAAAUGGUGUAGAACCAUA
Varanus komodoensis (Komodo dragon) is the source of this 884-nucleotide messenger RNA. RefSeq names its product mitochondrial ribosomal protein L43 (gene MRPL43). Gene Ontology annotation, cellular component: mitochondrial large ribosomal subunit. The transcript has 3 exons. Gene Ontology annotation, biological process: mitochondrial translation. The coding region runs from base 42 to 509 and encodes 155 amino acids. The record is from RefSeq and is a predicted model, not a curated record. Gene Ontology annotation, molecular function: structural constituent of ribosome. NCBI's taxonomy places the organism in Eukaryota, Metazoa, Chordata, Lepidosauria, Squamata, Varanidae.